This is a messenger RNA of Heterobasidion irregulare TC 32-1, 390 nucleotides long. RefSeq lists its product as uncharacterized. The coding region runs from base 1 to 390 and encodes 129 amino acids. NCBI's taxonomy places the organism in Eukaryota, Fungi, Basidiomycota, Agaricomycetes, Russulales, Bondarzewiaceae. The transcript is spliced from 2 exons. The record is from RefSeq and is a predicted model, not a curated record.
AUGCUCGUCUCUCAGUACCUCUUCCGUCUCCGCGAUCCCUCGUCCACACCCUGUCCGUGCCAAUGUCGACAUCCUCUGCAAGCCUGCAAGCCAGAGACUUCUCGACAGGCCAUCAGCCACAUCCUCUUCUUCUACGGGACGAUCGGUUGCGAAACCAGCGCAGACGCUGGUCCAGAUGAGCGAAACAAGCACUUUGAACCUUUCAUUAUCCUCGAGGGACUAACCUUUCCCUUCCCGACCCCGUCUCUGUCCUCGUCCACGCCUACGCCCCCGCUCACCGCCGUCUCUUUCCCCUGCGCCGCCACGAUGUCGGCCGUGGAGGCGUUCUGCUCCACCAACACCCCCACGCCCACGCUGCCUGAUAAAGCUCCAAGCAUCGUGACUGUCUGA